CUGUUUCCCUUCCUCUCUGUUAUCAGAAAGCAUUCAAACGAGAAACAUGUAAGCUCUCUUUCUCUCUCCUCCUCCUCCUCUCUCACUCUUAAUUUUAAUUCAAUUAAUUAAAUUUAGUGGAUUAUUUGAACAAUUUGGAUGCUGGGUUUACUGGGUUUCUGUUAAUUACUAGGUUUAAUUCGAAUUAAAGAAGAAAGUUCAUGUCUUUGUUGUAAUGGGGUUUGGCCUUUUUGCAAAAACUAGUUAAUUCUCUGAGGUUUUGGUCAUGGCUUCUGGUCUGGUAAUGGAGCCCGUGCCGAUAACGUCACAAAAACACGACCCGGCAUGGAAACACUGUCAAAUGUUUAAGAUUGGGGAGAGGGUUCAGCUGAAGUGCAUAUAUUGUAACAAAUUGUUUAAGGGUGGUGGGAUUCAUAGGAUUAAGGAACACCUUGCCGGUCAGAAAGGUAAUGCGUCAACUUGUCUGAGAGUUCCGCCUGAUGUUCGGGCUCAAAUGCAGCAGAGUUUAGAUGGGGUUGUGCUGAAGAAGAGGAAUAGGCAGAAGCUUGAUGAGGAGAUUACUAACAUUAAUCCCUCACCUCAUGGUGAGGCAGAACCGAUUGCUGUUCAGAGUGAUGUAAGUAAUGGGGGUCAGUUGAUUGGAGUUCCCGAGGCACUUGAGCACAAUUCGGGGUUGUUGGAGAAUCAAGAAGGAAUGACAAGUGGGAUGAGUUUGGGGAGAAGGAAAAGGGGGAGAGGCAAAAGUUCUUAUGCAGGAGAUAGUGCUCUUGUUGUUAGUAAUAGUGCUGCUUUAGGUUCUCCAAAGGUGAACAAUUUUGUUCACGAGGCAAUUGGAAGGUUUUUGUAUGAUAUUGGGGCGCCUCCACAUGCAGUGAACUCUGCGUAUUUCCAACCGAUGAUUGAUGCAAUUGCUUCGGGUGGUUCAGGGGUUGUGCCUCCUACAUACCAUGAUAUUCGUAGUUGGAUAUUGAAGAAUUCGGUUGAAGAAGUGAGGAACAGUAUUGAUAAACAUAGGGAAACGUGGGGAAGAACGGGUUGUUCAGUCUUGGUCGAUCAGUGGAACACAGAGUCAGGUAAGGUUUUGCUAAGUUUUUUGGUGUACUGUCCUGAAGGAACAGUUUUUUGGGAAUCUGUUGAUGCAUCAGACAUUAUAAAUUCCCCGGAUGCGCUUUACGAAUUGCUUAGGAGAGUGGUAGAGGAAGUUGGAGUAAAAGAUGUGCUGCAAGUGAUUACUUGUAGUGAAGAGCAAUAUAUGGCUGCGGGGAGAAGGUUGACUGAUACUUUCCCUACACUAUAUUGGACUCCAUGUGCAGCUCGGAGCUUAGAUUUAAUACUCGAAGAUUUUGGUAAUAUUGAGUGGAUAAAUACGGUCAUUGAACAAGCAAGAUCCAUUACAAAGUUUGUGUACAAUUAUAGUGCAGUGUUGAAUAUGGUCAGAAGGUCUACUUUUGGCAAUGAUAUAGUAGAACCAGGCGCCACUCGUUCUGCUACAAACUUUACAACAUUAAAACGACUGGUUGAUCUAAAACACUGCUUACAGGUUAUGGCUACUUCCCAGGAGUUGAUGGACUCCCUAUAUUCAAAGGAACCGGGGGGACUGGAGAUGUUGGACAUUAUUAGUAAUCAGUCAUUUUGGUCCUCAUGCAUGUUGAUUGUUCGUCUGACAGAUCCUCUCUUGCGAGUUUUGAGAAUGGUUGGUAGUGAGAAGAGGCCUGCAAUGGGAUACGUGUAUGCUGGAAUGUAUCGGGCAAAAGAAACAAUUAAGAAAGAACUCGUUAAGAGGGAGGAGUACAUGGUAUACUGGAAUAUCAUAGAUCAACGAUGGGAACAGCUGUGGCAUUCUCCUAUUCAUGCUGCAGGCUUCUACCUUAACCCCAAAAUAUUUUACAGUAUCGAAGGAGAUAUGCAUAGUUAUAUUGUCUCGGGUACAUUUGAUUGCAUCGAGAGAUUGGUUCCUGAUACAAAUGUCCAAGAUAAAAUCAUCAAAGAGCUAAAUUUGUACAAGAGUGCUGCUGGAGAUUUUCGGAGGAAGAUGGCAAUUAGGGCUAGAGACACUCUGCUUCCUGCUGAAUGGUGGUCAACAUAUGGAGGAGGUUGCCCAAAUUUGACACGCUUGGCAAUCCGAAUUCUCAGUCAAACUUGCAGUUCGAUUGGCUGCAGGCGAAAUGAAAUUCCUUUUGGGAAAGCACACAACACAAGGAACUGCCUUGAGCGUCAACGUGUCAGUGACCUCAUCUUUGUUCAUUAUAACUUGCGACUGAAACAAAUGGUUGGUAAGAACAUCGGACAAGAUGUUAUGGAUCCCAUAUCAUUUGAAAACAUUAGCAUGACCGAAGACUGGGUUACCGGGAAGGACAUGUGCUUAGAUGACAAUGGGAGUUCCGACUGGAUGGAACUCGAUUCAAACUCUGUAAGCACAAUGCUUCUAGGGCCGUCAAAUGAUGAAGCCGAUGACUUGGGCUCUGGAUUUGACGAUUAUGAGAUCUUUAGUAGAGCGAAAGACGGUGAAGAGGAAAAUGUUGAAGACAACGUAGAAAAUCGUUAGAGCCUUAUCCACGAGUCAGUUAUCGAUAUCAAGGACCUGUGGCUACGAAUCAUCGCCUUGUUCUUUGCAACCGAGCAGAGGAAGAUGUAGUGAAGUAGAUGUCCACAAAGGUAGUUUUCAAUUUGGAGAGCAGUGCAUUGUAGGUGAUAAUUAGAAGCAGAUAGUUUGUAGCAAUUAAAAUGUUGUGAGAAAGAUGUAAUUUUCCAUUUUAGUCCUCAUCCAGUGACUUGUUAAUCACAGAUGAAAUGUAAAAGUAUGAGGAAAUAGAGAGAUGAAAUUGUUUACUCUAAUCUUGGGUAAAUUUAAAAAUUAGAGUAAAAUAUACUUGGUUUCUGAA
Molecule: messenger RNA, 2882 nt
Organism: Pyrus x bretschneideri (Chinese white pear)
Lineage: Eukaryota; Viridiplantae; Streptophyta; Magnoliopsida; Rosales; Rosaceae
Exons: 4
Coding region: 266-2545 (759 amino acids)
Molecular function (GO): DNA binding; protein dimerization activity
Source: RefSeq, a predicted model, not a curated record